ACGUCGCUCCGUUGCUUCUAGCUCCCCUUCCCCUGAUCUCCACCUCCAAGUUUCCUUGGGGUUGAAGAACAGUCGCAGACGAAGACCUGGGCGGAAGGGGCUGGCGAAUCGGAGACCCGGGGCCGAGACCGAAGGGCAAGCAGAUGGAGGGCUCAGGAGCGCCAACCGAGAGCCAUAGAAAGAAAAAGGAAGAGGGAGAAUGAGCGCGGAGCGAGCGAGAGAAAAGCUCCCUACCAAGCCAGGCUUUGUUCCCUGAACCUAAGACUUUACCCGGCGGCGGGCGGCGGGCGGGCCGGGAGCGAGCGAGCGGAGGCGCGCGGCCAUGGCUGCCGCGGCCGGGCAGGGGGGCCGGGGAGGCGGCGCGUGAGCGGGCGGCGCGGGGCGGGCGGGCGCCCGCGAUGUGCCACUCGGCACCUCCCCCGCCGGGCCCGGGCUGCGCGGCGGCCGGGCGGCCCUGGUAGCUGGGCGUGCGGCGCGGAGGGGGCGAGCCCGGCGCGCGGGUCUCAUUGUUGGGCGGGGGGGGCCCGUCGGGGCAUGAGGGCGAGAGCACGGCGGGGGGGGCGGCCAGACAGAGCGAGCGAGGAGGAGGAGGAGGAGGACGCCGAGGAGGAGGAAGGAGGAGGCAAAGAAAAGAAGCGGCGGCGGCGGAGGAGGAGGAGGAGGGAGCGAGGAGGCGCGCGGCCCCCCGCUCCCUCCCUCCCCCCCUGACCCCCGACCCCCGCCGGCCGGCCCCCCGCCCCAGCCCCGGAGGGAGCUCAUGGGAGUAUGAAGGAGAUGGUAGGAGGCUGCUGCGUAUGUUCGGACGAGAGGGGCUGGGCCGAGAAUCCGCUGGUCUACUGUGAUGGGCACGCGUGCAGCGUGGCUGUCCACCAAGCUUGCUAUGGCAUCGUCCAGGUGCCAACAGGACCCUGGUUCUGCAGGAAAUGUGAAUCUCAGGAGCGAGCAGCCAGGGUGAGGUGUGAGCUGUGCCCACACAAAGAUGGGGCAUUGAAGAGGACUGACAAUGGAGGCUGGGCCCACGUGGUGUGUGCCCUCUACAUCCCUGAGGUGCAGUUUGCCAACGUGCUCACCAUGGAGCCCAUCGUGCUGCAGUACGUGCCUCAUGAUCGCUUCAACAAGACAUGUUACAUCUGUGAGGAGCAGGGCCGGGAAAGCAAGGCAGCCUCAGGAGCUUGCAUGACCUGUAACCGCCACGGAUGUCGACAAGCUUUCCAUGUCACCUGUGCCCAGAUGGCAGGCCUGCUGUGUGAGGAGGAAGUGCUGGAGGUCGACAAUGUCAAGUACUGUGGUUAUUGCAAAUACCACUUCAGCAAAAUGAAAACAUCCCGGCAUGCGAGCGGGGGAGGCAGCGGAGGAGGGGGAGGCACAGGGGCAGGCGGUAGCGGCUUUAUCGCUGGCCGGAGGAGCAGGUCGGCCUCGCCGUCCACGCAGCAGGAGAAGCACCCUUCCCACCACGAGAGGGGCCAGAAGAAGUCCCUUCUUCCUCCCCAGAGUCGAAAGGACAAAGAACGCCUUAAACAGAAGCACAAGAAGCGGCCUGAGUCACCCCCCAGCAUCCUCACCCCACCUGUGGUCCCCACUGCUGACAAGGUCUCCUCCUCAGCUUCCUCCUCCUCCCACCACGAGGCCAGCACUCAGGAGACUUCUGAAAGCAGCAGGGACUCAAAGGGGAAAAAGUCUUCCAGCCAUGGCCUGAGUCACAAGGGGAAGAAGCUGAGCAGUGGGAAAGGUGUGAGCAGCUUUACCUCCGCCUCCUCCUCUUCUUCCUCCUCCUCUUCCUCCUCCUCUGGGGGGCCCUUCCAGCCUGCAGUUUCGUCCCUGCAGAGCUCCCCUGACUUCUCUGCAUUCCCCAAGUUGGAGCAGCCAGAGGAGGACAAGUACUCCAAGCCCGCAGCGCGCCCCCCUUCAGCUCCUCCCUCUCCCUCAGCCCCCGAGCCCCCCAAGGCUGACCUCUUUGAGCAGAAGGUGGUCUUCUCUGGCUUUGGGCCCAUCAUGCGCUUCUCCACCACCACCUCCAGCUCGGGCCGGGCCCGGGCCCCGUCCCCUGGGGACUAUAAGUCACCCCACGUCUCAGGGUCCGGGACCUCAGCAGGCACCCACAAGCGGAUGCCCACACUGAGCGCCGCCCCUGUGCCUGUUGAGGAGGCCCCUGAGACAGGCCUGAAGGAGAAGAAGCACAAAGCCAGCAAGAGGAGCCGACACGGGCCAGGCCGUCCCAAGGGCAGCCGCAACAAGGAGGGCACCGGGGGCCCGGCCCUUCCCUCCCUGCCCGGUGCCCAGCUGGCUGGCUUUACCGCCACUGCUGCCUCACCCUUCUCCGGAGGUUCCCUUGUCAGCUCUGGCCUGGGUGGUCUGGCCUCCCGUACCUUUGGGCCUUCCGGGAGCCUGCCCAGCCUGAGCCUGGAGUCCCCACUGCUGGGGGCAGGCAUCUACACCAGUAAUAAGGACCCCAUCUCCCACGGUGGUGGAAUGCUGCGGGCUGUCUGCAGCACCCCCCUCUCCUCCAGCCUUCUGGGGCCCCCAGGGACCUCGGCCUUGCCCCGCCUCAGCCGCUCCCCAUUCACCAGCACCCUCCCUUCCUCCUCUGCUUCUAUCUCCACCACUCAGGUGUUUUCUCUGGCUGGCUCCACCUUUAGUCUCCCUUCUACCCACAUCUUUGGAACCCCCAUGGGUGCCGUUAACCCCCUCCUCACCCAAGCCGAGAGCAGCCACACAGAGCCAGACCUGGAGGACUGCAGCUUCCGAUGUCGGGGGACCUCCCCCCAGGAGAGUCUGUCUUCCAUGUCCCCAAUCAGCAGUCUCCCAGCACUCUUCGACCAGACAGCACCCUGCGGGGGUGGCCAGUUGGACCCAGCGGCCCCCGGAACGACCAACAUGGAGCAGCUGCUGGAGAAGCAGGGCGAUGGCGAGGCCGGAGUCAACAUCGUGGAGAUGCUGAAGGCGCUGCAUGCACUGCAGAAGGAAAACCAGAGGCUUCAGGAGCAGAUCCUGAGCCUUACGGCUAAGAAAGAGCGACUGCAGAUUCUCAACGUGCAACUCUCUGUGCCCUUCGCCGCCCUGCCUGCCGCCCUGCCUGCCACCAACGGCCCUGUCCCUGGGCCCUAUGGCCUGCCUCCCCAAGCCGGCAGCAGCGAUUCCUUGAGCACCAGCAAGAGCCCUCCGGGGAAGAACAGUCUGGGCCUGGACAACUCGCUGUCCACGUCUUCCGAGGACCCACACUCAGGCUGCCCAAGCCGCAGCAGCUCGUCGCUGUCCUUCCACAGCACGCCCCCACCGCUGCCCCUGCUCCAGCAGAGCCCUGCUACUCUGCCCCUGGCCCUGCCUGGGGGCCCUGCCCCGCUCCCGCCCCAGCCACAGAAUGGGCUAGGCCGGGCACCCGGGGCAGCGGGGCUGGGGGCUAUGCCCCUGGCUGAGGGGCUGCUGGGGGGGCUGGCGGGCAGCGGGGCCCUGCCCCUCAAUGGGCUCCUGGGGGGGUUGAAUGGGGCUGCCGCCCCCAACCCCGCGGGCUUGAGCCAGGCUGGCGGGGCCCCUGCGCUGCAGCUGCCAGGUUGUCUCAACAGCCUCACCGAGCAGCAGCGACACCUCCUGCAGCAGCAAGAGCAGCAGCUCCAGCAGCUCCAGCAGCUCCUGGCGUCCCCACAGCUGACCCCGGAACACCAGACUGUUGUCUACCAGAUGAUCCAGCAGAUCCAGCAGAAGCGGGAGCUGCAGCGGCUGCAGAUGGCCGGGGGCUCCCAGUUGCCCAUGGCCAGCCUGCUGGCCGGGAGCUCCACCCCGCUGCUGUCCGCGGGCACUCCUGGCCUGCUGCCCACAGCAUCUGCCCCACCUCUGCUGCCCGCCGGAGCCCUGGUGGCUCCCUCGCUCGGCAACAACACAAGUCUCAUGGCCGCAGCAGCUGCGGCCGCAGCAGUAGCAGCAGCAGGCGGACCUCCAGUCCUCACUGCCCAGACCAACCCCUUCCUCAGCCUGUCGGGGGCGGAUGGCAGUGGCAGUGGCCCCAAAGGAGGGACUGCUGACAAAGGAGCCUCAGCCAACCAGGAAAAAGGCUAAAGCCACCCAGGCUCCUGCUGACCCCCAAGUGGAGGGGCAGAUCCUGGUCUGAGGGGUCCCAGCCUGGAGCAGGCACCUGCACCCAGACACUGGAGAGCCCCGGCCCAGAGCAUGUGCUGAGGCCCGGGGAGUGUGGGGCGCUCCUGGUGCCGAGGACUGAGACCGAGAGGGGAGCCCCUUCCAUCUGGCCCCCCUCCCCCUCUGCACUGGCCCCUUUGUGAGGGGCUCAGAAGGAGGACAGGCUCCAAGCCCGCCUAGGAGCCCCCACUCUCAGCGAGUGUUUUGAGGUUCCCCAGAGAGCAAAGUGGGCCAUGGCAUAAGUGGGGGGUUGGUUGAACCCGCCACGUAAAAUGGAUUAGCACUUGAGUGGGAUAAGUGGGGGGCUAGGCCCUGGGCCUGCCCCUGCGCAGAAGUCUUUUAUGGAAGAAGGGGUGGCCCUACUUGACCUGCAGUUUCUUCCCAACUUGGGCAGAUGGCAAGAGGGCUUCCUUGGACUGUUUCUCGCUGGGCCCCUUCCCCUGCCCCCGACAAGGGUCACAAGCUGAGCUUGUAAAAGCCCACAGACUGGGGGGCCGAAGAGGGGGUAGGAUGGCAUCAAAUUUGGCCAAGCCUCCCUACCUCUGGGGGGUGGGCCCCAGUGAUGGGCUGGGGGAAGGCAGGGGGUGGGUGGCUCAGCCCCCUCGAUCCCCUGCCCCUUGUUUGCACUAUUGGAUUUAGGAGUGCCGAGGGUGGGGAGAUGGAGCUGCCUGACUCAGAGAGCGUGUAUGCGUGUGCGUGUGUCUGUCCGUCUGUCUGUCUGUCUGUCUGUCUACCGCUGGAGCCCGGGCAGCUGAGGGCAGGGAUAGGAGCAGUGCUCUGACGAGGCCGUAUCAGAGGGGCGCUCCCAGCUCUUGUUCGCACCCUCUCACCUCACCAACUUUGGUCUCUCUCUGGGGCCUGAAUGGUUAACAAAAACCAGAACCGUACUCCAAUACUGGAGAGUAACUGGGGGCUGGGGGCUUUGAAUCAGGGUAAUAUCCUGCCUUUCCUCCCCCAGACUCUACAUGGUCUCAGUGCCCCCUCAGCGCUCCCCUUCCCCCACUGAUACUUGGUCCUGCUUCCCUGGCAAAGGGGAGCCCCAGGGAUUGGGGGAUGAGGCAAGGGGGGUAAAGUGCCACUUCUUUUAGUGAAACCUUCCUCCCAGGAUUAGCCAGCCUGCCUUCCCGCACCCCACCCCCACCCACCAGGGGAGACUUAAGCUUAUGCUGACCUACAACUGUCCCUUCACCCACCAGCUAUUUCCCCAGGGUGUAGUGGGCAAUUCUCACCUUAAAGAGUCCCCACCGGCCCAGAGCCUUUGGUGGCCAAGGUUGAGGGCUGGUGGGACAGCCAGGAGAGGGGCGAGGUUGAAGCCUGUGUCUGUGUCGGGUGCACUGGGGUCGGAGCCAGGAGGAGCGUGGCCAGCUUCCCUGAUGACCACGUCUAGUCAGUCUCUUUGCAUGUGUGGAUUUGUGUGUGUGUGUGUUUCUGUUUGGGUUUUUGUUGUUGUUGGUUUUGUUUUUUAAAUAAAGAAAAGAAGAUGUGUAUAUUUUUGGCAAUGACAGAAACGUAGUGCAGAUAUAUUUUUGCCUGUGCUGCUCAACUGGUUUUUUUCUGAUACUGAAAAUAAUAUUAAUAUUCCUGUUGAUAAGACUUUGUAAGAUGUUAGGGAGCUGAUAAUGGAGGGGGUGGGUGGGAUCCUUCAGAGGCAAUUUCUUAGGCACUUGCAAGGGCUUGGGGGGGGAGGGGGGAGGCAGUUGUGAUGACCUCAGAAAUACUCACUUUUUAUUAACGCUAAAUAUCAGUUAGAAAGAAAUGAUAGAAUUCAGCAUUUUAUUCAUCUUCAUCUAUUAAGCUGUCUAACUCCCUGCCCCCAAACCACUGAAAAGAAAAAUAACCUUCAGAGAUUCUUAGAAGAGUUGCUCAUUCACACCCACACCGUUGCCCAAGGCCGGCCCACUUACAGCCAAAGUCAGCUUCUGUUCUGGACAGUGAGGGAAGUCAAUCCACCCCAAGGCCGCUGUGGCAGAGAGUGAGAGGUCCAAAUGACUUAGUGCACUGGAACCAAGACCUCCCCUUCCCUCCAGCACCCGAGAGUCUGGGGUUCUCAUCUCCAAGAGUCUCUGUUUUCUGACUUUCCCCAGGCUGGGGUGCAGUGGCAGGUAGGCAGGUUAGAUUUGAAGAAGGGACCCAGGCUGGGUAUGGAUUGGUGCUGUGCCUCAAUUCGGGGCAGGGGGACAGGAGAGCGGUGGUGCAUUUCCUCUUUCGAGGGAGCUUUAUAAUAGGAAAGGUGUGGAGCGCUUCAGGACGGAGUGGGGUCCCAGUGCAAGGGGUAUGGCUACCGAGACACCACCCCCCCCGCGCCCCUGCUCCCAGCCUCAGUCCCUUUUUCUAGGAUGAAUUUGGAUGGGGAGUAGAAAGGGAUGCAGAUUUAUAUAUGGCUCUGUCUAGGGGAGGGAAGGAUGUGGUUUGCAGGGCGGAAGUGGAGUUUGAAAAUGCAGAGUGGCGCUUAGUACCAUCAUCCCCCUCAGCGCAGAGGUGUGAUUGCAGUAUGCAUGCAGAGCCGCUGUCUGGCCUUGAGGUCACAACUAGUGCACGAAUGUCAGAGCUGGAAGGGACCUGUCUUUAGGUGUCUUUUGAGCCAGCUCCUUGCUUGACAGGUGAUAGCUCCAAGCCUAGCGGGGCAGGGGCUCAGGGGCAGAGCCAGGACCAGCCCUCAGGACCUUGGCCUCCCGGUCCUCGGCUCUCCUGUCCCACUGCGCUGCCUCCUUGUGGCUGUCCGUCUGUCCCUGUGUGUGUGACGCGUGGUGUGAGUGCAGGGCUGUGCCGGGGUGGGGGGUAUCUGUGAAGCACUGACUGUCUUAGCUCAGAGCUGAUGGAUCCUCUCCAGAGACAAUGACACUUUAAAGGUUGCCUUUUCUUCUCUAAGUUUUUCCGAUUUGUUUAUGAGUUUUUCCCCUCAGACUCCUAGGUCUUUUGCUGCCUCCAGGCGCCCUUCCCUUGAGGCCGAUGAGAGCACCCCUGCCCACUCCUGUCCUGACUUCUAGGGAAGUACUCCUAGGAAGGGAGCCAGAGCCUGGGAAAGAGAAAGAGCCAGCUCUGAGAAAGGGUGACCUUCUCCACACUGCCCUUUCCCAAACUGGAAAUGCAGACAAGUUUUCAAAGGCACAGGCUCCCCCUGCCAGCUUCCAGCAUCUUCCUUGGUAUGUGGUGGGCCGGAGUUAAGGGUAGGCAGCCUGCUUCCAGUUCUCCUUUAUCCCAAUUUAUUUCCUGGGGAGAGGUGCCUGGAGGGAUUAAGGUCACUUCAGUUGGGAAUUUGCAGGAAAGCGGGGCAUAGUACCCUGGCUCCCUCCGGUCACAUCAAACCAGAUUAAAAGUGUGUCUGGCUCCCAACCACUUUGACUUGAUCUACUGAAAAGUUGGGGACUGAGGGCGUGCCUUCAUUGCCCUUUGGUCACGUCCUUCAGCCCAACUUGGGACUUAGGUGGUGGGACUGGAGACCCAAACCCUGGCUCCUCGCCUGUCCCCCCCUUUCCGCCCCAGCCUGUCUCAAUGUAGUAGACCCUUCCUAGGGGAGCAGGGAGGGGAAGCUACAGUUUGCAAACCCAGGGGCUCCUUUUUAAUUCUUUCUAAAGCCUCCUUUAUAUCCUCAACCCAAAAGGCAAUGCCCCUACCCCGUCACCUCCAAGCCUGGAAUUGUGCAUAACUCGGAUCUUGUAUCUUUGUAUAACGGAUGUUAUUUGUACGAAGGGCAGUUCGUAAACAGCACUUGUUCUUUUAAUAAAAGAAUGUUUUACAAAAAAAAAAAAA
This is a messenger RNA of Orcinus orca (killer whale), 7878 nucleotides long. It is a transcript of the gene MLLT6, whose product is annotated as MLLT6, PHD finger containing. Gene Ontology annotation, cellular component: nucleus. Gene Ontology annotation, biological process: regulation of transcription by RNA polymerase II. The record is from RefSeq and is a predicted model, not a curated record. Gene Ontology annotation, molecular function: nucleosome binding; histone binding. The transcript has 20 exons. Bases 766 to 4050 code for a protein of 1094 amino acids. NCBI's taxonomy places the organism in Eukaryota, Metazoa, Chordata, Mammalia, Artiodactyla, Delphinidae.